This is a messenger RNA of Hydra vulgaris (swiftwater hydra), 366 nucleotides long. Lineage: Eukaryota; Metazoa; Cnidaria; Hydrozoa; Anthoathecata; Hydridae. The record is from RefSeq and is a predicted model, not a curated record.
AUGUCUCCUUCAACUUUUAAAAGACUUUUACAAAUUGUGGCUCAUGAUAUAACAAAAAAUACUACGAAAAUGCGUAAACCUAUUUGUGCACAAGAAAGGCUUGCUAUAACAGUAAGGUAUUUGGCAACUGGGGAUGCACAUACUACAAUAGCUGCUAAUUAUCGAAUGUCACCAACCACUGUUGGCAGAAUAGUUCAUGAAACUUGUAAUGCUAUUUGGAACAACUUGUUACGAGAAUACGUAAAAACGCCUAAUUCUGAAACUGAGUGGGAAAAAAUUGCCUACGAAUUUGAAACCAGAUGGCACUUUCCACACUGUAUUGGUGCCAUUGAUGGUAAGCAUGUUCAAAUGUUUGCUCCAGCUUGA